CAGACAUUUUAUUUUAUGUGAAUGGAGGUAAUAAUCGUAGAGAGAGAGAGAGUCGUAAUCGUGGGGUCCAAAGGCGUAGCGUUUGCAUAAAAGAGAUUCUUCCCCACAUUCGGCCGACCUCUCAUUGCAAUUUGCAUUUUGGCGUCAUUUUUUGAGCUACAAACAAAUUCAAGAAACAGAGUUUUCUGUUAGUUUUUUGGAGGAUACUCCAACACACAAACCUAUGGUUGUACUGUUAAGUAUUAACCCCAAAAAGAUUCAUUAAUUCAUCAUCUUCUCCUGUUGCUCUGCUCUGCGCCGCACACUCACUUUGCAAAGAAAUUUUUACUGAUGAUGUUUGUGACAGUCGGUUUCUGGAGGACGAGGAAGUUCCUCUUCUGGAUUGUUCUGGAAGCAUGGAGGAGGUCUGAGGAUUCCUGAUCAUGGGAGAUGAUGCUUCCUUCAAACCUAAAACCAUGUUGGAAGACAGAGACACCACCACCAAUCUUGAUUUCUCUACCAUGGAUGAUCUCUUGUAUGAUGGAUUCUGGUUACAGACUAGUGAUGAAUCCAACUUCUGGCAGCCUGCUGCAACUGAUUUGAACCCUUCUUUCUUGUUUCCUUGUUCAGAGACCACACAAAAACCCAACCCACCUUUUACCUUCCCAGGAAUGGACGGGAAUGGAGCCUCCAUCCCUUCGGUUUCUCUGGGCCAAUCCACUGAUUUCCUGUUUGAAGAGACUGAAGUGAGCAAGAGGGUGUGGGUGGCGCCAAGCAGGAACCCGACCCGCUCUGUCUCGGUGAGGAAGAAGCUGGUGCAGGCUGUCAACCACCUCAAGGAUUCCAUAAGGGAGAGCGAUGUCCUCGUUCAAAUCUGGGUUCCUGUCAAGAGAGGGGGCAAACAAGUCCUCACAACUAAUAACCAACCCUUUUCGCUCAAUCCAAACUGCAAGAACCUUGCAGAGUAUAGGGACGUUUCCCGGAAUUACCACUUUGCAGCAGAUGAGGACUCCAAGGAGUCCACUGGCUUGCCCGGUCGCGUCUUCUUGAAGAAGUUGCCUGAUUGGACUCCGGAUGUUCAGUACUUCAAACGAGAGGAGUACCCGCGCAAGAAUCAUGCCCAGCAGUGUGAUGUCAGAGGAUCACUCGCGCUUCCAGUUUUUGAACGAGGUAGCGGCAAGUGCUUGGGUGUGGUUGAAAUCGUCACCACCAGUCUCAAGGUCAAUUAUCGCCCCGAACUUGAGAAUGUCUGCAAAGCUCUAGAGGCUGUUGAUUUGAAGAGUUCAGAUAUAUUGCAACAAGGUCCACCCAAUAUAGAGGACUGCAACGAGUCGUACCAAUCCGUGCUGAUGGAGAUCAGGAACGUGUUGAGAUGCGUAUGCGACACACAUAGGUUGCCGUUGGCACAGACAUGGGCUCCAUGCGUUCAACAAGGCAAAGGGGGUUGCCGGCACUCGGAUGAGAACUACACACAUUGUGUUUCGACACUGGACUCCGCCUGCUACGUUGCUGAAGAAGAGGUUGCAGGCUUCCAUGAGGCCUGCUCUGAGUAUCACUUGCUCAAAGGUGAAGGCAUUGCCGGGAAAGCUUUCCUGACAAAUCAGCCUUGUUUCUCGCCGGACAUCACGGAGUUUAGCAAAACAGAAUAUCCCUUAGCGCAUCACGCCCGGGUGUUUAGGUUGCACGCUGCUGUAGCAAUACGGCUCAGGAGUACGUACACAGGGGCUGCUGAUUUCGUUCUCGAGUUCUUCUUGCCCAUAAACUGCAGAGAACCCGAAGAUCAGAGACAGAUGCUCGACUCAUUAUCAUCUGUAGUGGAACGAACUUGCCACAGCUUGCGUGUAGUAACAGAUCAGGAGUUGGCUCGGGAAACAUCAGCUAGAGAAACAUGCAGUAUUUUAUCCGGCAGAUCGGAUGAUGGAAAACGGCCAAGGUUAGACUCGAAAGAAGCACCUUCAUCCUGGAUUACACAAAUGAUGGACCCCCAGCUCAAGGGCAAAAGAGUUGCUGUUGCUUCGGGUUAUGAGAAGGAGGAACCGGGAGAGUUCAACGUGACGACCCAGUGGGAUAAGUCGGGUGCGCCAGCUUUUCUGGAGCAGGACUCUGGAUCGAAAGAUGGCAGUGGAAGCUUCUUCUUUUCGAGUGGACCUCUUCCAGCUGGUGCUAAAAUAAGCACAGAAAAGAGAAGAACAAAGACUGAGAAGAAUAUUAGUUUGCAAGUACUCAGGCAAUAUUUUGCUGGGAGCCUAAAAGAUGCUGCCAAGAACAUUGGAGUGUGCCCAACCACCUUGAAAAGGAUAUGCAGGCAGCAUGGGAUAACUCGAUGGCCUUCUCGGAAGAUCAAGAAAGUUGGCCAUUCAUUGAGGAAACUUCAACUUGUGAUAGACUCAGUCCAGGGCACCGAGGGGUCCAUUCAGCUGAGUUCGUUCUACAACAACUUUCCAGAGCUCAGCUCUCCAAAUGCACCAGAAACGAGCCACUUACCAACAUCGACAGUGGGUGGUGAGCUGCAACAAGGAAACAAUCAGCCCGAGGGUACUUUGUUAAGUCCUGCAACUACUUCCUCUGGCAGCCACAGUUCCAGUUCGAGUUACUGCUGUUCUACUGGGGUGAAGCAGUCGUCCCUCCCAGUCAACGGCUCAAGCAGCGGAGAUGCCUUAUCAGCACAACAGAAUGAAGGGAUGCUCAAAAGAGCACGGAGUGAUGCAGAAUUACAUCAGUUAAGCCAAGAGGAUACAAAGCUUCUCGUUCGAUCAUACAGCCAGAAGAUUUUCAGUGACCAUGCCUCAAAUGAGGCUCCACCUGUGCCAAAAACUAGCAGCAAGGCUCAAGAUGUGGGCUAUUUUAGAGUAAAAGCUGCUUUGGGCGAGGAGAAGAUUCGUCUCACUCUGCAACCACACUGGGGAUUCAGAGAGUUGCAGCAAGAGGUGUUGAGGCGUUUCAACAUAGACAAUGGCAGCAGAGUUGAUCUUAAAUAUCUGGAUGAUGACUCUGAAUGGGUGCUCUUAACCUGCGAUGCUGAUCUUGAAGAAUGUAAGGAUAUACACACAUCGUUGAAGAGCAGAACAAUUAGACUCUCUCUAAAUCAAGCCUAUUAUCAUCCUAGUCUUGGAAGCUCAUUUGGUAGUAAUGGCCCCUUCUGAAGUUUUUCUUACCAUGAAUAAGAAUGUCAGACAACGAACGAGAAUGGGUGUAACAGGCUGUAAUAGUAGGAAUGCAUACAGAAUGGCAACUAUUUCAUGGCCAUCUUAGUAUUCUGUAGACUAGUUAAGUGAGAUAGCGAUGCUAGAUAUUCGCUAUCUCAGAGUGACAUGACUGUGUCUUCGUACAAUAUUUCUUUCUUAAGCAGUGCAAUUGUUACUUGUGUACCAUAAUAUGUACAAAGAGUUUCUCAAGGAUUUAUUUGAAGCCUCUGCA
Molecule: messenger RNA, 3396 nt
Organism: Salvia miltiorrhiza (redroot sage)
Lineage: Eukaryota; Viridiplantae; Streptophyta; Magnoliopsida; Lamiales; Lamiaceae
Product: protein NLP2-like
Exons: 5
Coding region: 423-3122 (899 amino acids)
Molecular function (GO): DNA-binding transcription factor activity; protein binding
Source: RefSeq, a predicted model, not a curated record